Porites lobata is the source of this 6820-nucleotide messenger RNA. Lineage: Eukaryota; Metazoa; Cnidaria; Anthozoa; Scleractinia; Poritidae. The record is from the annotation of a GenBank genome assembly.
AUAAAGAAAUAUAUACUUUCUUACACAACAUAUAUAGAUGUAAAAAGGGAGGAGGACAAAUUCUUCCCAUGUAAGUGCUUAUCAAACGCUUCAAGAAUUUUCAAUUUGCUAAAAUCAAGACAGCCUGUUAAACGUUGUCAUAUUUAUUUUUCUGUGAGUGGUUUUUAUGAGGUGUUUCAAUUAUCACACUUUCGUCCGUAUGGCCAAGAAUAUGAUUUGCAAAAACAGUGCAUUGAGGUGUUUAAAAAAGUGCGAAAUAUGAUGCUUGGCCGAACGUUCGAUUUAUGUUUACAGGGCAAAGAAGCACGACUACCAGGUUGAUGUAAGUUUCCUAAAAAGAAAUUAAGUUUCUGUCAUAACCCACUGGUUCUUAAUUGUCAGUAAAAGUUAAUUUUAGCUCAGGUAGACGCAGAGGACAUUCAAACUCGAUUUAACAUAUCAUCUUUGUUUUUCUGGUCUACGAACAAUGUGAAUCAAAAUUGAACCUGACAGUGUAUGCUUGGGUAGCCAUGUUUUUCCGGACCACCUUUAUACUAAGGGUUAUUGAACGGAAAUAAAAACCUACCUGUAAAGAUUCAUACGUUUGACAUAUUACAACACCAAACAGUGACAAAAAUAUCCGCGUUUGAAAAUAACUGCAGCCCAAGAAAGAAAAAAUUCCACUUGUUGGCAAGUGAAAAUCCCGCAGUGGAAAACUACGACAUUUCUAGAUUUUUAAGCAGCGGAAGUUUCCCAAGCGAGCCGCCAUUGUCAUUUCCACCUUAAGUGUAAAAAUAUGAACUCAGAUUGGUAUAUAGGUUGAGAUCAUCCUUCAAACUGACCAAUCACAAGACGAGGUUUUAACAAGCGUUGAUGAGUUUUAUCAUUUCAAAUCAGUUAAGCCAGUGAGUCAAAACCGACACAAGUGUACCUGUUGUUUAAGUUGAAAGUCAUCAAUAAAAUGAAUGUUUUCAGUGGGUAUUUGCGCGUAUAAUUAUGUUAACAAAGUAAAAUGGUCUCACACAGUUUGGACACCGUCCAACGUUAUGAGAGUGAAUAAAUUAUAAUUCUCUCGCCACGAGAUUUUUUUGUUUCAUUUAUCACUUUCUAUUUCAUUAAUGUUGUUCAUUCUUUUAUAAAAUUAUCCGUUAUGUACGCUCACAUUUAAAAACAUGAAACAGGUAGCUCAGUUUUUGUACGCCAAUUCUGUUGACCUUAGAAGUAAUGAGAAGUUAAGUAAAACACCAUACGUGUAGCGAUCAGCUCUGGCAUUUAGACUGUGCUAAAAUAUUUCAAGUUGCCCGGGAUCGUUAAAUGGAAAGAUCUUCCAAUUCUAAUUAUCCAUACUGUACGAGUAAGAUCGCCGAUCUUUUUAAGUGUGCUUCAUGUAAGUGAAACCCGUUGCCUGUGGUUUUACUAAGCUGAUAGCGAGCACUUAUUUGCAGUAUGAGGUAUAGUUCUCAUUGUCGGUGUGUCUUUGGCUGCCUGUGUUUUUUAUUUAGCGGAUAUUGAGCAGUUAUUUACAGUAUGAGGCACUAUAGUUAUCGUUUUCGGUGUGUCUUUGGCUGCCUGUGGUUUUUUCUUAUCGGAUAUUGAGCAGUUAUUUACAGUAUGAGGCACUAUAGUUAUCAUUUUCCGUAUUUCACGUGAACGGAAUAGCGCACAAUUUGCUUCUAAGCUACUACUUGUUUCGAGGCAAACAUUUGACCUUCUGCUAAUUCUUUCAUAUGUACACCCAUGACUCCUGGGACACACCAGUAGGUUCAGUAUGCUCACAAGGGUUUACCUUUUCUCCUACGUACUUUUUAAAAAACUUUCACUCCUUUUGGAGAUGGUUAGUUAAUUAAACCUCAAGCGUCAACCGACACCGUAAUUGUCGAAAGAAAACUCAGUACUGUUUUGUAAUGUUGUGAGAGCUGCCGGCAAUUUUCCUAAACAGUUUAAAAAAUAAGUCAAGAUGCUUGGAAAAUUUUGCCAUGGCAUUAAUUUAAAGUGAAACCGUUUUUUGUAGGUAUACAUUCUUACUUAAGAAAAAUAUUUUCUUAACAAUGAAUGCUUCAAAGUAAACAUAGCAACAGGUGUUACAUUAUAGUGUUGCAGCACGUUGAAAAAGUAACUUGUAAUUGUUUCUAACAGUUAAUGAGAUAUUUAGCCUCCUACCUGCUGCACAUAAUCCGACUUCCUCGCUUUUAAACAAUGCCUUAAUGUGUUUCUGCAUGUAAACUUUGACGGUAAUUAGGUCAAUCAAACAAGGCUGCUAGGUUUGGAACCGGUGAAAUGUUGUCAUGUGACCACGCCCUAAAUUAACGCCUUGUAAUAGACUCAUGUUAAAUUGUCUCCAUUAAAGUAAAAAUAACCGGUGAAUUUUCAACGUCUCUACUUAAAAGGUGAAAAAACGGAGAUUUCUAAUCUCAAGUAUUACUUCGCUCGAGGGUCACUUCGAUCUUACGGAUAAAAUAUUUAACAGUGGGUAAGCUUUUCUUGAACAGUACUUUCUUUCUUUCAUACGUCAGGCUUCUGUCGUACCAAACUGAAUCCUUGAAUGAAGGUCGACCCACAAAAGCACGCCAGAAGCACGACACAAACUAUUAAUUAAUAUUGGAAGAAGAGAUAACUUAACAAAUCCUCACUGUCUAAUAGUGAUUUAGGCUGAGUACUAUUAUUAAAAACUGGAUUAUUGGAUAAUGCAAUUCUAGAGCCCUGAUUGGCUUUAGCCAUCAUGGCAUAUGAGCCUCUGUACCACGCUCUCCAAACGUGGUAACUGUACGCGUCUACUCAAUUUAAAAAUAAGCUGAAAAUCGGUUGUUUUUACAAAUAAAGUCGGUAAGAAUUCUCGAUAUUUUGUGGGCGUUGUUAACAAAACAAUUAUUUCACAAGCGCUUGUUGGAUAUGAGAUGAUUAUAGCCAGCUCAUAUCCAACGCGCACUCGAGUAAUUGUUAAGUAGCCUGUUAUUGGGGAGUGUCCGGAAAUGGAGAGUACAGAGAACAAAAACGGAGAAUUCAGGGGGCGGGAGUUCUCUCGCCCUUCCUCACUUCCCUUUGCGCCGCCAACCACUAUUUGAGUGCCUGAACGUGUUAAUGUGCUAACUUCACAUUUAUCUCUUAACUAGAUCUCACUCUGUCUUAUGCGGGUCGUGGGAGAUCUGGGUACCAGGUAAUUAUGCUGCACAUGGCUAGGACAAGAUCGUCAAUGUCCAACACAUUCUUUGUGGUGAUAAAUGACGCAAAUAUUAAAUGUUGAACUUGGUAAGUAAAUGAGAAAGAUGUAUGCAACAAGCGUAGACGAAAAAUAACGCCUAAAUAAUCUUUUUUUAAAAAAAAUACUCAGUUUUUAUUUGUUCACUUUUCAUUCCAUCUCUUUUUUUUUUCUUUACGUUUCCUGAAGGUACAUGUGUCCAGGUACUUUUUUAAGUUCACAAUAACGAAAAUGUUAUUUAUUUAUCUUUCCGUCUUCUGCAAAAACGUUGUGCUCUGCAUGCAUUUACUUGUGGUCCUUUGUGGCAGUCGACGUUUUUAUAUUUUAUCAAGAGCCGUAAUAUUAUGAUCUCUUGAUUUUAUUAAGUAAAUUUUAUUAAAGUUUUUUCCUUGUUUCGAGGUAUUUCCAUCUUCAGUUAUUGCAUCAAGGUUGAAUCCUUUUCUCUUUCUCUUUCGGCACUGGUUUGAAUUAAGUGAUUGUUUCUUUCUUUAAAUUAUUAUUCCUCAAUUUCACUAUUCCAUCUCGUUUAUACGGUAUAACAGGUUUGAUUGAGUCUUCAUUGAUUGUGUUCAGCGGUAUUUUAGGUCCUUUGGGUUGCGUGGCCAUUUGAGAUUUAGGUUUUCCUCCUGGAAUCAGACCUGAAAUGGCCUUUAUUGCAUUUUCGCCAGCCUUCAUGAAAAACUCCAGGAUGUCUCUUUCUUUCCUUUGAUGUGCUGUUGCUAAAAAGGAAAGGAGUUGUUUAAAUUCACUCUUUAUCUAACCUUGUUUCAGGUUUUUCCUAUUUAUAUUCACGACUAAGAGACGGGAAUGGGUGUGCAGCUCGAACUAAGGAGCCUGAGUGUUUAAUGCCGUCCAAAUAUCAUACAAAGUUCAACAUCAUAACUAAAGAAUGGUAUACAAAUAUCCCUAAAUAAAGUCACUCAGGCUAAACUAUUCACGUGCGCCGCCUGAUACGAAAACCCAAAAAACCCAAUGGGAAAAAAUUGGGAACGUAUUACCCAACCGAUCGGUCGCACAACCUCUGGGGGUUAAAGGUAAAAAAUCAAUCGAUAGAUGAAUGAAGUAAGAUAUAAAAAUAAAAGUUGAUAGUUCGAGAGCUGAGAUGAAUACAUUACAACUGUCAAAACCUUAUAUACCUAAUAACAAUAGAGUCAAUUAACGCCAUAACGGCUCACGUGCGUUCAUACCAAUAGGAAAGUAUUUACAUUCUCUGUCACUGCCACUACGUUUAGCUCCGCCGAAUGUAAAUACAUUUCCUUCGGGCGUCUUGAAUUCCGUAGGGAUAACAAGUCAUAUAAAACUGUUUAUUAUACUUUACUGCAAUGUUACUUGGCUGUCCAAGGAUUGCCUAUUAAUAACACUUCUUGAAAUGAUCAGUAUACAGUCGCUUAGCAACCGUACGUACAAGUCUUACCUAUUCGCCACUUAAGAAAAGAGAGGAAACCUGGGUCGAGUUAACUUUCUCAAAGACUGCCGGGACUGUUGCUAGGGACAGUAGCUGACCAUCGAGUCCCCAGCAACAAUCCCAGAAACAAUUGCGGGAUGACUUUCGGCUCCAGUUCUCUUCUCAUUUCUAAAGUGGCGAAUGUCAUAUCCAAUAUCGUACACCACAGAGAGUAGUUCUGUGAUGCGUUCGAGUGUUAUACCUCGGAAUGUCCCUAAGUGACUCGAUUUUUCUCAAUAUAUCUUCUCAGAUGCUGCGAAUGCGAUUAAGGCGGGCGAAGACGGAGAAAAUAUGUUCAGCAAUCUUUCAACUUUUUAACUAUAUUACUUUUCGUUUAUAUACUUUUCUUUCUCAGUCAUUUUAAAAAGUUUUUCUCCAUCAAGAGAUAAACUAUAUUCCUUUUGGCUGGAGGCUGAUGUCGUUCAACUCAGUUAAUUUGCCCUUCUAGCAUCUUAUCAGCCACCUUGCUUUGUCUAAAAGCACCACGGGAUAGUUACGCCCUACGCCAUUUUCCCUAGGUUUAUAUUCAUAAGGAUGACAAUAAACUGUCGAAACUUAUCAUAUUUUCCCCCAACAAGGCCAGCUGAGCUGGUGCAUAUCAGAUUUAGCAGGUCGCUACAGGUUGCAGCCAUGGUUUGUUUGACAGAUAUUAUUUCAAAAAAUAUAAGAAACGAAAACAAGGUCUAUAGCUAAAACAACAAAAAUAAAGCGGAAUACUUCACGAUAAUGUAUGAGAAAUUCAAUACAUUUUCAAAAUUUUACCUUGUAUUUCUGGUUCCACCGAAAGCCCCAUCAAGAUUAAAAGGAGUAACAUUGCAGUUCGGAAGAGACGCAGGACCUAACAGGUCAAUCACGUGUUGCUUGUUGUGGCCAGAAGUACACUGAGGCUCAUUGCAGACAAAAAAUCUUCUUGGUCUUGAUCAAUUUUACUGAUGAUCAAGGUUAUGUUGUUCUAUAUCAAACCUUCUAAGUUUACGUUGUUUGGAUUUGAGUACUGUAAACAUGUCAGGAAAUAAGAUACUUAUUUACCUAUUCAAAUGUAAUAUGACGUAGACAGAAAUGAAUAUUUGACCAAGAGCAGACAGCUUGCAACUUAUCAAUGUGCAAUUCAGAGUUUAGCGAGUCUCUAAACAAUGCACUAUUCUCACAACUGAAGGACGUUUUUACUGUUCAUUUCUUUGAUUUUCUCUUCAACAUCAAACCCUCCACUUCAGUGCUUACAGAUAAAACUCGGCGUCUUUUUGAAGUGCUCUCCCUCUUUCUUUUGUUGUCUCUUCUGUUCUGCCUUCUCGGCCAACGUCACAACAAACUUCUUGGCCGGCACUUGAUUCACAGCUUGUCGCGAUUGUGGACGAUCAGAAGCAGGGAUGUUUCCAAGGCUUCGUGGUCUCUUCUGCAGACAUUCUUCAUGCUACGGUGUAUCGAAGCUAAUGUCUACCUGUUGGGCGGGUUUCCCUGAGACCGCUCGGCACCAUAAAGUUGCUCCUUUCGAAUUUGGUUAUCAUUCAUUCUGACAAAAUGACCGAGCCAGCGCAUUCGUUUCUUUUUGAGCAGCGUGAACAUGAUUGCCAAGUUCACUUCUUUCAGGACUUUAUUAGACACUUUGCUCUGCCAUUUGAUAUUAAGUGGGAGUUUGAGGCAGCGUUUCCGCAUGUGAUAUGUAUUUAGCUUACGUAAAGGCAUUUCAUAUGUUUUAUUCCCUUUAAUUUCAAAUUGGCCCUAUGUUGUAUUUGAGCUUAUCAUCAAAAGGAGAGUUUAAAGAGCAGUUGAGGUCUUUAAUUUUCUGCUAUCGAAGAUCAUCUCACGUCAGCUCAAGUUCCUCGGUCACAUUUUGCGCAUAGAGAGCUCUCCAAUUAUGGCGAACGAAGCGAGCCGUGAAAGAAAACUCUUGCGUGUCUUCUCGGACUCCCCCAAAUCGAGGGCUUACUCGAAGGCCACACCCGCUAACAUCUACGCCUUGUAUGAGCCCCUCCUCCUCCAAGGGAGAAGACCCUCAAGGAGACUGCAUAAGUCCUUUUAUAGCCAAGUCCAGGAAUAGAUCGACCCCAUUAAGCAUUUCUCAGAGGAUCUCAUCUUGCGCACUGCCCAAGACCGAACCAGCUGGAGACGCCUUACAGUCAACUGCUCUUCGGUUAGCUAAUGAUGAUGAUGAUGAUGAUGAUAUGAUGAUGAUGAUGAUGAUCAAUUUUCUGAUAAUCACA